This is a messenger RNA of Lotus japonicus, 2070 nucleotides long. RefSeq lists its product as uncharacterized. The transcript is spliced from 4 exons. Lineage: Eukaryota; Viridiplantae; Streptophyta; Magnoliopsida; Fabales; Fabaceae. Gene Ontology annotation, molecular function: RNA-DNA hybrid ribonuclease activity; nucleic acid binding. The record is from RefSeq and is a predicted model, not a curated record. Bases 1 to 2070 code for a protein of 689 amino acids.
AUGAUUGAAAAGAUUAAAGAUGAUGGAGGCAGAGAAUUUGUUGAUGAUCCAAAUAUUGGUAGAGUGUUGGGUGACUACUUUUCUGGCCUGUUUACUAGUUCCUCUCCGUCAGGAGUUCAGGAAGCAAUAGCUCUUGUUGGAAACAAGAUAUCAGCAGUCCACUUGGAGGUGUUAUUAGAACCUUUCACAAAACAGGAUGUGGAGGAAGCUUUAUUUCGGAUGCACCCCACGAAAGCUCCGGGUUUGGAUGAAAGCUAUAUUUACAAGUUCAUUGCAUGGUAUAAGGUAGCUCAAAAAGCUCAUGUGAUAUCUUAUUUACUGUUUGCUGAUGACAUCAUUUUGUUUGCUAGAGCUAUUGUUCAGGAGGCGGAUUGUAUCUCUGAUAUUCUUAAUACUUAUGAAAAUGCGUCAGGACAGGUCAUUAAUCUUGAAAAAUCAAUGCUCUCGGUUAGCCGUAAUGUGCUUGAUAAUAGUUUCAGUGAGCUUAAACAGUUGUUAGGUGUUAAGGCCGUGGAGAGUUUUGAUAAAUAUUUGGGACUUCCAACCAUUAUUGGUAAGUCUAAAUCUCAGAUAUUUAAUUUUGUUAAAGAUAGAGUUUGGAAGAAGCUAAAGGGCUGGAAAGAGAAGUUCCUCUCUUGUGCUGGCAGAGAGGUUCUGAUCAAAUCAUUUGUUCAAGCAAUUCCAUCUUAUGUUAUGUCUUGUUUUGUUCUGCCUGAUAAAUCGUGUGCAGAGAUAGAUGCUAUGAUAGCCAAUUUCUUUUGGGGCGGUGAUGCUACCCGUCGAGGACUUCAUUGGGUAAAGUGGAGCACCAUGUGCCGGCAUAAGAAUGAUGGUGGUCUGGGUUUCUGUGACUUUAAAACGUUCAAUUUGUCAUUGGUAGGAAAGAAUUGGUGGCGUAUUUACUCUCAGCCUUCUUCUUUGCUUGCUCAAGUUUUUAAAGCUGUGUACUUCCCUAGGACUAACAUUUGGGAUGCAAGGAGAGGGUAUUGGCCUAGCUAUGCGUGGUCAAGUAUUUGGAAAUCAAAAAUUAUUUUUGAGAAAGGUGUCAGAUGGCGGAUUGGUAGUGGAAAAAAGCCUAAUGGUGGUUGGAAUAUACCAAUAUUGGAGCUUGUCUUUGCACCAGUCACGGUUAAGCAAACUUUGGAGUGCAAAGAAUUGGCUUGGAGAGCAAUCAAAGGAGUUCUCCCGGUCCGUCAUAGCUUGAAGGUUCGUGGCGUGGACUUGGAUGAUGCAUUACCAUUCUGUGGUACAGAUUCAGAAACGUCUGAUCAUGUGCUGGUCCGUUGUCCAGCGGUGCAACCACUUUGGUUUGCUUCUCCACUAGCUGUCCGCGUGGCCUUUUUCUCGUCCAUGAUGGGGCUGGUUAGUGCUUUCCUAUCGACGGCGGAGGAGGAACCCAUCGCAGUGUUUCAAACCUGGGUCUAUGCUCUUUGGGAGGCACGAAACUCUUUGAUUUUUGAUGGUAGGCAAGUUUCCAUGGAUAAGCUUUUGCAACGAGUUGCAGGUUUGCUCGCAUCCCCUCAACCUUGUCCGUCGUCGGUGGUUCAUGAUCGGAGGAGGCUAGCUUCCUCGUGGACAAGACCGAGACAGGGGACGAUGAAGGUUAAUGUGGAUGCGUCAUACCGGGACAAUGAGGGAGCUACCUAUGGCAUGGUGGUGCGUAAUUAUUUGGGUGAAGUACUUGCAGCAGCAGUUUCGCAUCCUACACCAGCCAUGUCUGCGUUGUUGGCGGAAGCUCAAGGCUUGAGAUGGUCCAUGGUGAUGGUGAGGGAGCUUGGUUUCAUGUAUGUGUGCUUGGAGACGGAUAGCUUACAGGUUUAUAAUGCUUGGAAUUGUUCCUCUGGUGGUAGUUCUUAUUUGGUUUCUGUUUUAGUGGAUUGCCAUAUAUUAGCUUCUCAUUUUACUUCUGUUUCUAUUUCCUUUGUACGCCAUACUGGCAAUGCGGUUUUUGGUUAUCUUGCUCGUCACGCUUCCUCUUAUCCGGGGUUUGUCUGGUUAGAGGAAGCCCCUAACGAGGUUUUACCGCUUGUGGACGUUGAUGUAUUGGCUUUUUUGCCUCGAUCUACUUAA